Messenger RNA from Pangasianodon hypophthalmus (striped catfish), 2336 nucleotides. It is a transcript of the gene htra3b, whose product is annotated as HtrA serine peptidase 3b. The record is from RefSeq and is a predicted model, not a curated record. The transcript is spliced from 9 exons. Gene Ontology annotation, molecular function: protein binding; serine-type endopeptidase activity. Gene Ontology annotation, biological process: proteolysis. Bases 317 to 1726 code for a protein of 469 amino acids. NCBI's taxonomy places the organism in Eukaryota, Metazoa, Chordata, Actinopteri, Siluriformes, Pangasiidae. Gene Ontology annotation, cellular component: extracellular region.
UUUCAGACAGACCGGCCGGACCGUCUGUUCACUCUGCACACCAGACAGUCAGAAACCUGGAUUUGGAAGAGUUUUUUUUUUCUUUAGGCUUUAAUUAAUAUGAAGUAAAGUUUGCACUUAUUCUGUAAGGCAUUGCAUUGUUGCAUUUUUGCAUUGCUUUUAGUGCAAGAAGAAACGCUUUGGAGACAAGAAGCACAUAUGGACACUAAUGGAGACUGCUGUCAAUAAGAAUAUGAUCUCAGUCUAAACAUUUUUUGCUGUAGUUUUCUUGUUGUUUUCUUCCACCGGUUGCCUACCUCCUUGAUUAGAUCAGACAAUGCGAGUGAUUGUGUUAUCUGUCGUUAUUUUGCUCUGCGUCAGGACCCUGGUGUGCGCCGAGCCCAAGUCCAAAGCCUGCCCUGCACGCUGUGAUGUGAGCGCGUGCCCGAGCCCGAGCUGCCCGAGCGGUUACGUGCCGGACCGCUGCGGCUGCUGUCUCGUGUGCGCGCGCGCCGAGGGGGAAUCGUGUGGCCGCGCGCACGACCUGCCCUGUGGCGACGGGCUCGAGUGCAAGCAUCCGGCGGGGAAACGGCUCUCUAAAGGCGUGUGUCAGUGCCGCUACGGAGCCAAGGUGUGCGCCAGCGACGGCAACACGUACGCCAACGUGUGCCAGCUGAAAGCCGCGAGCCGCAAAGCACUGCAGCAAGGCCUGCCGGGAUUGAGCUCUGUGCACAAGGGCCCGUGCGAGAGUGGCCGAGGUCCCACACACCCCAACAGCCCGAGGUAUAAAUUCAACUUCAUUGCUGAUGUGGUGGAAAAGAUUGCCCCAGCUGUGGUCCAUGUGGAACUCUUUUUAAGCCACCCACUGUUUGGCCGGACUGUACCACUGUCGAGCGGCUCAGGCUUUGUGAUUUCAGAGACUGGGCUGAUUGUAACAAAUGCUCAUGUCGUGUCCACCACCACGUCUGUGUCAGGACAUCAGCAACUUAAAGUGCAGACGCAUGAUGGAGACAUAUACGACGCUACAAUUAAAGACAUUGAUAAAAAGUCUGACAUCGCCACCAUCAAAAUCAACCCAGAGAAAAAACUGUCGGUCUUGUUGCUGGGUCACUCAGCAGACUUGCGGCCUGGGGAGUUUGUGGUUGCUAUUGGGAGUCCAUUUGCUUUGCAGAACACAGUGACCACAGGAAUCGUCAGCACGGCUCAAAGAGAUGGCAAAGAGCUGGGUAUCCGGGACUCAGACAUGGAUUACAUCCAGACUGAUGCAAUCAUAAAUUAUGGGAAUUCAGGUGGCCCCCUUGUCAACCUGGACGGAGAGGUGAUUGGAAUCAACACCCUAAAAGUAGCAGCAGGGAUCUCCUUCGCCAUUCCUUCAGACAGAAUAACCCUUUUCCUCAAUGACUCCAUGGGGAAACAAAGCAAAGAAGUCAGAUCAGUGAAGAAGCGUUUCAUUGGAAUUCGCAUGCUUACUAUUACUGAAGCUCUUGUAGAGGAGCUGAAGCAGCAGAACCCAGACUUCCCUGACGUUAUCAGUGGAAUCUAUGUCCAUGAAGUGGUUCCUCACUCUCCUGCUCAAAAAGGGGGUAUAAAGGAUGGCGACAUCAUUGUAAAGCUGAACGGCCGGCCAUUAGCCAGCACCAGUGAGCUGAAGGAGGCACUGAUGGAAGACACGGCUCUGCUGCUGGAAGUCCGCCGAGGCAACGAUGAUCUGCUGUUCAACAUCGAGCCUGAUGUUAUCAUGCAGUGACAAAUUUAUGCACCUUACCGUUUGCUCUGGUAAUGCAGGGACAAACAGGGGAACAUGGCUGGCACGCCAGCUGCCACAGACAGUAAAAACCAAAGCCUUUAACACCAGGAACCCCAAAAACACAACUGAGUAGGAUUUUCCCUACUGUGUUUUGUCGCCAAAAUACUGUACAUAUAUAUGGAUGGAGAUGAAAUGUCUUGUAUUAUUUAGUUUAUGGUGAAUAAGGAAAUGUAUAGUACUGUACUGUUUUUUAAAGACAAUGCUGGUGAUAUUUAAAAGCAGCUAGGUUUGUGACUGAGACCAUUCCACAGGCCAGGGUGAAGCAGAGUGAGCACAUGUAGAUGGUCAUCAUCAUGGUGUAGAUGUGUGUAAGACAUCACGAUAAAAAAAAAAAAAAAAAAACUGGGAAAAAAGUCAAAUAUGCUAUGCAUUAGCACAUUGUUGUAUAAAAUGUGACCAACACAUCCUAUUGCUGUUCACUUUAUAACUGUCUUUUGAUGCUUGAUAUCUACUUUUGUAACAAAUGUAAGCAAAUUUCGCCUUUGUUUGAGUCAAAAUGUUUACAAUUGUGUCUGCUGGUUCAUACCAAUAAAGGCAGAAUUUCUGAUCA